This is a messenger RNA of Hemicordylus capensis (graceful crag lizard), 13285 nucleotides long. RefSeq names its product laminin subunit alpha 3 (gene LAMA3). Bases 401 to 10720 code for a protein of 3439 amino acids. Lineage: Eukaryota; Metazoa; Chordata; Lepidosauria; Squamata; Cordylidae. The record is from RefSeq and is a predicted model, not a curated record. The transcript is spliced from 77 exons. Gene Ontology annotation, molecular function: signaling receptor binding. Gene Ontology annotation, biological process: regulation of cell migration; regulation of embryonic development; regulation of cell adhesion.
UUUCAGCAUAUCCACGGAGACCCCUGGGCCGUUGUUAUGACUACAGCAACAGGCGGCUUUCUUGGUCUGAUAUAGGGGGGUCUGUCAACAGACCUGCCUUGCCUCCUUUCUCGCGCGAUCGCAAUCGCAGCUUGCACAAUGCAGGCAGGCUCCGUCUUCUGCCGGGAUCCUGCGAAGUUGGCGGCCGAGCAGCAGGGGGUGUAUUCGUCGCUGCCGCCUCCUCCUCCUCCUCCUCCUCCUCUCUUUUUCAGUGCCCUUCGGGCCAAUCGGCACAAGACAAAGGCGCGCAGGAAGAGCCGAGCGAGUCCCAUCUCCGCCUGCCCUUUCCUCAGUGACUCCGCGGCGUAAACACAACCAAGAGGUCGCCUCGUGCGCGCUGGAGAGUAGCCCGGCCAGGAGGAUGGCAAGCAGGCGGCCAGGCGCAGCGAUGGCGGGGAUCGUCUUGGCGCUCUGGUCCCUCUGGUGCCCUGCUGCGCUCGCUGCCAGAGCUUCUUCCCUCGACGACGACGCCGCCCCCGAAGCGCGCAGUCUCCAGCCGCCCUACUUCAACUUGGCGGAGACAGCCAGCAUUUGGGCUACAGCCACCUGCGGCCGGGACGAGAGCGGGAGGCCCCGCCGGGAGCUCUACUGCAAGCUAGUGGGGGGCCCUGCCGCUUUCCCCGCGGGGCAAGCCAUCCAGGGCCAGUUUUGUGAUUAUUGCAAUGCUGCUGAUCCCAACAAAGCUCACCCAGUAACCAAUGCUAUCGAUGGGACAGAACGCUGGUGGCAAAGUCCUUCCCUCUCCUUGGGACUGAAGUAUGAUGAAGUCAAUAUCACUUUAGAUCUAGGACAGUUGUUUCAUGUGGCCUAUGUCCUCAUCAAAUUUGCAAAUUCUCCUCGUCCAGAUCUAUGGGUAUUGGAAAGAUCAGUAGACUUUGGAAGAACAUACACACCAUGGCAAUAUUUCGCUUAUUCUAAGGCAGACUGUUGGGAACAUUUUGGGAAGGAGGCUAAUGUUCGUGUUAGAAGGGACGAAGAUGUCAUUUGCACCACAGAAUAUUCUCGAAUCGUGCCUUUAGAAAACGGUGAGAUUGUGAUAUCCUUGGUAAAUGGUCGUCCAGGAGCAAAUAACUUCACCCACUCUCCCGCACUUAGAGAAUUUACGAAGGCAACAAAUAUCCGUUUACAUUUCAUGAGAACCAAUACACUUCUUGGACACUUGAUAUCUAAAGCUCAACGGGACCCCACAGUGACACGCAGAUACUACUACAGUAUAAAAGACAUCAGCAUUGGUGGACAGUGUGCUUGCCAUGGACAUGCUGAUGUCUGUGAUGCAAAAAGUGACCCAAGUCCAUACAGGUACCAAUGUGCAUGUCAACACAAUACUUGUGGAGAAACUUGUGAUCAUUGCUGCCCUGGAUAUAAUCAGAAACAAUGGCAAACUGCAACAGCCAGCAGCACAAAUCCGUGUGAACCCUGCAACUGCCAUGGACAUGCUAGUGACUGCUAUUAUGACCCUGAGGUUGAGCAACGUAAAGGGAGCUUGAAUAUCUAUGGACAGUAUCAAGGCGGAGGGGUCUGCAUUGAUUGUCAGCACAACACAGCUGGAGUGAAUUGUGAGAAAUGUUUGAAUGGUUACUAUCGACCUUAUAGCAUUCCAGUGACAGCAACCAAUGGAUGUAUACCCUGUAGCUGUAACCCAGAACAUUCCAGGGGCUGUGAGGACGGAUCAGGUCACUGUUAUUGUAAGCUGAAUUAUCAGGGUGAGAAUUGUGACCACUGUGCUGAAGGAUACCAUGGUUUUCCAUUCUGUUACAGAAUUCCAGUUUAUCCUGUUGCUACUCCAAGCUCAGAAGACCCAUCAGCUGGUCAAAUAGUUGCUUGCCAGUGUCAUGGCUCAGGAGUGUUACAAGAUGGCGACUGUGACAGAAGAACCGGACAGUGCAGAUGCCGUGCUGGAUUUCAGGGCAUUGCCUGUGACAGCUGUGCAGUGGGGUAUUUCCAUUACCCUUUCUGUCAAAUGUGUGAGUGCAAUUCAGCUGGCACACGCUCUGAAAUAUGUGACUUAUUUGGGAGAUGCCUCUGUCGCUUUGAGGUCGAAGGCCUACAGUGCAACAGCUGCCGCCCUGGGUACCAUUCUUUCCCUUUCUGUCAAGAGUGUAACUGCGAUGCAGCUGGAUCUGGGGAGUACGCAUGUGGCCCUCGGGGUCAUUGUCUUUGCCAUACAAACUAUGCUGGGCCGAGAUGUGACCAAUGUGCUCCUGGUUAUUACAGCUAUCCCAACUGCUUGCCUUGUCAGUGUUCCACCUAUGGCUCCUACCAGGGCACAUGUGAUCCAGGAUCAGGGCAGUGUGAUUGUCGACCAGGUGUUACAGGUCAACAGUGUGACAGAUGUCUAUCCACAGCCAACCACUUUCCUCAUUGCCAAGGAGUUAGCAAUGAAUGUGACCCUGCUGGUACCAUUGAUUUCUCUUCUGGCUUUUGCCAAUGUCUUCAGAAUGUAGAAGGUCCAAACUGUAGCAUCUGCAAACCACUUUACUGGAAACUGGCAGGAGAAAACCCUGAUGGAUGUGUAGAGUGCCAGUGUUAUGCAGCUGGAACGCUGAGUGGAGUCAGAGAGUGUAAGCAGGUGGAUGGUGAAUGUUACUGCAAACCCAAUGUUUGUGGAGAUGCCUGUGAUACUUGUGAAGAUGGUUAUUAUGGUCUGAAAGACAGGAAUUAUUUUGGAUGUCAAGGAUGCCAGUGUGAUGUGGGAGGUUCAGUAAGUCCUGUGUGCAAUUAUUUGUCAGGUGCUUGCCAGUGCAGAAGGCACAUAGUGGGAAAGUCCUGCAAUGAACCUGAAGGGAACUACUAUUUUCCUGAUCUACAUCACAUGAAGUAUGAAAUUGAAGAUGGUACUACUCCUAAUGGAAGAGCCGUCCGGUUUGGUUACGCUCCUCAAGAAUUUCCUGGCUUUAGCUGGCGAGGUUAUGCACAGAUGUCCUCUAUACAACCAGAGGUGGUAGUACCUGUCACUGUGGCUUCUCCUAAGCUCUUCCACCUAGUACUGCACUAUGUCAGCUUGGUUUCAAAAAGCUCUAAAGGGAGGAUCUCAAUUGCUGAGGAAAAGCAUUUUUGUCCUAAUAACACUUGUAACCAGAGCAAAGAAAUUGUGUUCCCACCCAGUAGAGAGCCAGCUUUUGUAACUGUCCCAGGAAAGAGCUUUGCAGAUCCAUUUUCACUUGCCCCUGGAACCUGGAUUUUUAAGUUAAUGGCAGAGGGAGUCCUUCUGGAUUACCUGGUACUCUUACCUAGUGACUACUAUGAAGCACCCCUCUUGCAGUUACCAGUUACAGAGCCUUGCACAUACUCAGGACAUACCACAAGAGAGAAUUGUUUACAGUAUCAACAUUUGCCGCUGGACAGAUUUUCUUGUGUACUUAGUUCAGGAAUCACAUUUUUCUUACAACGAGGAGAGUACAGGAAAGUAGCUUUUCAACAGCCAACAGCCAAGCAUCCAAUGAUGUCACAUAUCAGUGGCCAAGAGGUGGAACUGCAAAUAAGACUCAAUGUUCCCCAAGUUGGCCGCUAUAUGAUAGUCGUUGAGUAUGCUAAUGAACAGGAUCAAAUGUAUGUCGCUAAUGUGAAGAUUAACAGUCCUGAGCAAAUGAUGGAGGAAAGAAUUCAUAUAUACAGCUGCAAAUAUAGCUUCCUGUGUCGCAGUGUCAUAGUUGACAAUAUGAAUCGUGUUGCCAUUUAUGACCUUUUGGCUGAUGCAAAUUUACAUCUUAGGGCAUCAUCAAUAAAUAUUCUUCUGCACAAAAUCUGUAUUGUUCCGGCAGAAGACUUUGCUCUGGAGUAUGUGGAACCUAAGGUCCACUGUAUUGCCACUUAUGGCAAUUCAGCUGAUUCAAGUGCUUCAUGUGUCCCGUCACAAUAUAAAGCAUCUCCUGUAGCCUUGGUAUUAGAUGCUUUGAGGGAUGGAAAGGUUGCAGAAGUGCAAAGAAAUGUGGCUUAUCAGGAGUCGCAGAGUUCUCCUUUACCAUCUGCUCACCCAGCUAAUGGAGUGACUUUGACAUCUUCACAGAACCAAAUUAUGCUGAAAGGGAGGGUGGCCCGCUUAGGAAGAUAUGUGUUUGUCAUGCAUUUUUACCAGCAAGAAAGCCCAACGUUUCCUGUCCAUGUAAUUGUGGAUGGAGGACUCCUCUGGUCAGGUUCUUAUAACGCUACCUUUUGUCCUCAUACGUCUGGAUGUCGGGAUCUAGUGAUGGCAGAAAAUCAAAUUGAACUUGACAUCACUGAACAUGAUAUCUCAGUAACUGUGAAAAUUCCAAAUGGAAAAACAUUGACUUUAGAACGUGUCCUGGUUGUUCCAGCAGACAGCUACAGUUACACACUUCUUCAUAAAGACACUGUGGACAAGUCAUUUGAUUUCAUCAACCAAUGUGGUAGAAACAGUUUUUACAUUAACCCUGUAACUUCUUCAGAAUUCUGUAGAAGUUCUGCAAGGUCACUAGUGGCCGCCUACAACAAUGGGGCACUGCCAUGCAAUUGCCACAGAAAUGGUGCCACUAGCCCUACUUGCAAUCCUCUAGGGGGACAGUGCAACUGCAAGCCUAGCAUCAUUGGACGUCGCUGUACCAGAUGCCAAACUGGCUAUUACGGAUUUCCAUUUUGUCGGCCAUGCAGCUGUGGGCGACGCCUUUGUGAUGACAUUACUGGAAAAUGUAUUUGUCCCCCUCAAACCAUUAAGCCCAGAUGUGAAGUGUGUGUGAGGCAGCACUUCAGCUACCAUCCCCUCGCUGGUUGUGAGGGAUGCAAUUGCUCAAGCCAAGGAAUUGUUAAUGCAGCAAAUCCAGAGUGUGAUAAAAUCGAUGGGCAGUGCAGAUGCCGCUCGGGAAUCACAGGUCGACGGUGUGAUCGAUGUGCUCCUGGUUCGUACGGCUUUCCAGACUGUAAACCCUGCAAAUGUAACAGAGGAGGAACUGAACUUGAUGUUUGCCAUCCACAGACAGGCAUUUGCCUCUGUAAGGAGAAUGUUGAAGGUAUACAAUGUGACAUGUGCCGCUCUGGAUCAUUUAAUUUGGACUCUGCUAAUCCAAAGGGUUGCACCAGUUGUUUUUGUUUUGGAGCAACCAAUAAUUGUCUCAGUACAAAUAAACACAGAGUUAAGUUUGUUGAUAUGAGGAACUGGCAUCUGAAAGCUGUGGAUAAUGGCAUGAGCAUCCCUACCACUUUCAACCCUGGCAGCAACACUGUUGUUGCUGAUGUUCAAGAGUUGCCUCCCUCUGUGCACAAUUUGUACUGGGUGGCACCGCCAUCUUACUUGGGAGAAAAGCUUUCUUCAUAUGAUGGAUACUUGAGUUAUCAGGUGAAAUCCUUUGGCCUACCUAGUGAAGGAAUGACUCUACUGGAAAAAAGACCUGAUGUGCAAUUAACUGGACAGCAAAUGAAAAUAAUCUAUGUGGAUUCUAAUAAUCCUUUGCCUGACAGGCAGUAUUACGGUUCAGUUCAGCUAACUGAGAGAAACUUCAGACAUGCAAGCAGCAAUAACCUGGUAUCUCGAGAAGAGAUGAUGAUGGUCCUGUCUAGACUAGAUGGAUUACAAAUCAGAGGGCUUUACUUCACAGAAACUCAGCGGUUAACCUUGGGCGAGGUUGGACUGGAAGAAGCCACCAGGACAGGAAGUGGAAAUGUUGCUUAUAAUGUGGAGAAAUGCUCCUGCCCUCCUGAAUAUGUGGGUGACUCAUGCCAGGAAUGCAGCCCUGGAUUUUAUCGUGAGAACAAAGGCUUAUUCACAGGACGGUGUGUUCUUUGCAACUGUAAUGGAAAUGCAAAUAGAUGUCUGGACGGCUCUGGAACUUGUAUUAACUGUCAGCAUAAUACUGCCGGGGAGAAGUGUGAACGUUGUAAAGAAGGUUACUAUGGAGAUGCCAUUCAAGGGAACUGUAGGGCAUGUCGCUGCCCUUCUACAAACAGUUUUGCUACUGGCUGUGUGGAAAAUGGUGGAGAAAUUCAAUGCUUUUGCAAAGAAGGUUAUACUGGAGUGCAUUGUGAAAGCUGUGCUCCUGGAUAUUUUGGAAAUCCACUAAAAUAUGGAGGAUACUGUCAAAAGUGUAAUUGCCCCGAUAAUGGUCAGCUUGUGAACUGUGAUCGUCUGACAGGGGAAUGCAUAAGUCAAGAACCGAAAGAUAUAGAUCCUCAUGAAGAUUGUGAUCCUUGUGAUAGCUGUGUAAUUACUUUGCUGAAGGAUUUGAGUACAAUGGGGAACGAGCUCUAUCUGAUUAAGUCCCAGAUGCAAAAUGUCAAUGCCAGCGCCCACGCACUGGGGCAGAUGAAGCAACUGGAAGACCGUACCAAGCAGCUGAAGAUUCUGUUGAACAACUAUCGUUCCAUUAUUACAACUCAGGACCCCAAAGUGGAUGAAUUGGAGACAGAUAUGAUGGACCUUAAUCAAAAUGUUAAUGCUCUAAAAGAAAAGGCUGAAAGUAAUUACAAGAAAGCAGAGACACUUUUCGAUACUUUCAGUAAGACCAACCAAAGGGGGAAAGACUUGAUUUCAAAGAUACAGAGUCUUGAGAUUAAUAUUAAAGUUCUCCUGGACCAGAUGGCUCAUACUUUUGGGGAAGGAACUGAUGUGCCCUCAGGAGAUGUUGCCAAAGAGCUGGCUAAAGCUCAGCAAAUGAUAAACGAGAUGCGAAACCGCAACUUUGGCCAACAGCUCACCGAAGCAGAGGAGGAGAAAAAAGCAGCCCAGCUUUUGCUGGAGCGUGUAAAGAGUGAACUUCAAAAGCACCAGGAGAGAAACCAGAGACUUAUUAAAACUAUAAGGGAUUCAUUAAAUGAAUAUGAAUCCAAAUUGAAUGACCUUGAUGAAUCUUUGAAAGAAGCAAAGGAACAAACCAAACUGGCUGAAGGUUUAAAUGGAGAGAACAAACUCCGGUUGGAAGAUAUUAAGAGACGGACUGAAGAGAUGAUUAAGCAACAGAACAAUAUCUUGGAUCGUCUGAGUUCCGCUGAAGCAUCCUUGUCUCAAGCAAACAGUAUAUUUGGAUUGCUGCAGAGGAGUAAAGAGGAAUAUGAAAAUUUGGCUGCCCAGUUGGACGGAGCAAGGAAGGAUCUCAGUGAAAAACUGAAAAGCCAUUCUUUGUCAGCCAAGAAGGAGCCUCUGGUGGUGAGAGCAGAAGAACAUGCCAGUUAUUUACAAGACUUGGCAAGACAAUUAGAUGAGAUCAUGAAAAAUGCCAGUAAUUAUAAACAGGUGACCUGUGCUGUGGAAGCUGCUACUGCCUAUGAGAACAUUAUUAAUACCAUCAAAGCAGCAGAAGCAGCAGCCAACAGAGCAGGAAGUGCUGCAGAUUCAGCUUUAUCAACAAUGGAGAGCAAAGACCUGGCAGGAAGGGCCAAGAGACUGAAGACCAACAGUGGCGAUCUAUUAAAUCAAGCACAGGCAGCAGAGAAGAAAUUACAGGAAGUCAGUCCAGCCCUUGCAGAUAUAAAGAGAGAACUUGCAGAUGCUGAGAGCAAAAAAAAAGAGAUACAGGGAGACCUUCUAACUUUCCAAAAUAGCAUCCAGGGGAUAAACAGAGAUGAGACAGUGAGCUUGAUCACCAGUGCAAAAAACAUGGUUCAAAAUGCCAAUGAUAUUACUGCUAAUAUAUUAGAUGAACUGAAUCCAAUUAAAACAGAUGUUGAAAAUAUAAAGGGUUCGUAUGAAAGGACAUCUAGUGCCGACUUCAACAAGGCUUUGACAGAUGUAAACAAUUCAGUAAACAACUUGACAAAUAUCCUCCCGGGUCUGUUUGACAAAAUUACGAGCAUCAACCAACAACUAAUGCCGAUCGGUAACAUAUCUGAGAAUCUCAACCGCAUCAGAGAGCUCAUCCAGCAGGCUAGAGAUGCUGCAAACAAGGUUGCUAUUCCCAUGAGAUUCAAUGGCAGUUCUGGGGUUGAGGUUCGACCUCCAGACAUUCUUGAUGAUCUAAAGGGCUAUACUUCCCUUGCUUUCUUCCUUCAAAGACCCCUCUCAAGGUUGGACAGCCCACGGCGGCAGACGUCCAACAUGUUUGUCAUGUACCUGGGUAACAAAAAUAGUUCCAAAGAUUAUAUAGGCAUGGCUGUUCGAGAUGGUCGACUUCUUUGGGCCUACAGCCUAGGAGGCAACACAGCUGAAGAAGAAGUGCUUGAACCAGUGUACGAGAGUGACACCAAGGACGCAGUUAUGGAUCAUGUGAAGUUUGAGAGAAUAUACCAGUAUGCAAACUUGGAUUACGUUAAGGGUGCAACCUCUUCUGCACCGUCAAACCUAGGAACUUCUUAUACAGAUGCUGGGAGCAGUCACACUCUUCUCAAUCUGGAUCCUGAUGAUGUAGUUUUCUAUGUUGGAGGAUACCCAGCAGAUUUUACACCUCCUAGUACACUAGACUACUCUCAUUAUGAGGGCUGCAUUGAAUUAGAUAGCAUAAAUGAGAGAGUUGUCAGCCUGUAUAAUUUCAAGAGGACUUUCAAUCUCAAUACCACUGAAGUGCAACCAUGCAGGAGAUAUAAAGAACAGUCUGUCAAGAAGUAUUUUGAAGGCACGGGCUAUGCACGUCUUAAUGCUCCUUCUCCAAACAGAACUAUUUCCCGCCGAUACACUCAAACUAUUCAAACCACUUCAGAUGAAGGACUGGUGUUUUUCGCAGAAAACAAAGAUAAUUUCAUUAGUGUGAGGAUUGAAAAAGGCUAUCUUAUAUUAAGGUACAAAGUCAAUUCACAGGCUCCAGAAGAAAUAAGAAGUAGAAGGAUUGUAAAUAGUGGGAAAGAUCAGCAAGCUGAUUUACUUAUUACAGCGAAAACUUUGGCUUUGAUUACAGGAGCACAAGUAGUAGAAGCAAACACAGGAACAUUUACCUUUGAUUCAUAUUACUUGGGCGGAAUCCCAACCGCUUUAAGGGAACGCUUUAAUAUAUCCACACCUCCAUUUCAUGGGUGCAUGUCGUCUAUAAAAGCCAUGGGGUCUUUCCCUACCUAUUUGGAGACCCUUGGUUUCAGCAAUAAAUGUCCGGAUGAUUGGAAGCUUGUGAGAGCUGCAAGUUUUUCCAAGAAUGGAGUACUUGAUUUGAGUGAUGAUGGUUUCCCAUUUCCCAAUGAUUUCCAAGUCGGAUUUGCCUUUCACACAUUGGUCCUUGAUGGAACAUUAUUACAUUACAAUUUAUGGCCUGAUGUACUUACUGUCCUCCUGAGAAAUGGCUCUAUAAUUCUUCAGCUAGCUAAUGAAGAAAGGCAGUCCAGCAAAAGAUAUGGAGAUGGCUCAAUGCAUUAUGUAACAGUGAUGCAAAGAGAAAACAAGCUAAAGUUGCUGGUUGAUGAUGUGUCUGAGUCAAGAAUAGAUGAUGUAUUGGGAAGAAGAACAAGGGAAGGAACAUUGAGUACACCAAUAGUACUGGGUGGGAAUAAUUUUGAAGGCUGCAUUUCCAAUGUCUUCAUUCAAAGGGGUCCUCAUCCUCAAAUACAGAAUCUAACUGGAUUUAUUAACAAGACUGGUGUGUCCUUAGGAUCUUGUAGAAUAAAGAAGCAACCACGGCUGAUGCUGCUGAAAGAUUUAACAGGCGCUUACCACCCAAAGGUCUUGAAGAAGAAAAAAAACAUUGCCUACUUGACGGAUGAAAGUGUGCAGCAGAACACCAAGGGCUGUGCUUUUCAUGCUCCAUUAAAUAUCGUCACUGAAGCUUAUCACUUUGGCAAUACUCCAGGCACUCAUUUGUUGUUUACGUCUUCCCAAACAUCACAGAGAGAUAGGUCCCAUUUUGCCGUUGAUGUAUGGACAUCAUCGUCUAGAGGACUGAUUUUCUUCACAGGAGACCAGCUGGAGAACAGAUACAUGGCUCUCUAUCUUACAAAAGGACGCUAUGUCUUUUUACUUGGUGCUGAUGGGAAGAAGAUAAAAAUCAAAAGCAAAGCCAAAUACAACGAUGGACAGUGGCAUACUGUGGCAUUUAGUAGAGCUGGAAAAAAAGUGCGUCUUGUGGUUGAUGGUUUGAAGGCUCGAGAAGGAAGCGUACCACAUAAUUACUCCAUCAAGACUGAGUCACCAAUCUACCUAGGAGGUGUCCCUUCAUUAAAAGUGCAGAAUGUACCAAGAAAGAGUUUUAUUGGUUGCCUGAGAAACUUUAAUGUGGGAGGAAAGCCCAUCCAUACUUACCAUCAGAAUAGUGGUGUUCUGCCAUGUUUAGAUAACACUUUGGAGGAGGGGAUCUCUUUCUUCAAUGAAGGAGGACAUAUUGUCAUUGAAAACACCUUUUUGAUGAGCUUGGAAUAUAGGAUCAUAUUUCACAUUCGUCCAAGGAGCCUGACUGGCAUUUUAAUCCAUACUGGCACCAACCAAAGGAACUAUUUAACUGUUUACAUGGAAGGAGGCGUGCUCACUGCCUCUGGAAAUAAUGGCGCUGGAGAAUUCUUGACGUCAGUUACACCCCAGCAGUCACUGUGUGAUGGUAAAUGGCACUCCAUAGCAGUAACACAUAAGCAGAACAUUGUGCACCUAGAUGUGGAUACACAAAGUAACUACACUGCUGGACCAUCAACUAUCCUUUCGACUAGCCCUUCUCAACCACUUUAUUUUGGGAGAGUUCCAGUUAAUUUGGAAACACCGUGGCUUCCUGUUCAGGACAUGUUCCUUGGCUGUCUUAAGGAUGUUAAAAUCAAUGACAAACCUGUCUUAAUCAGCAAAAUUUCAGACAUUCAUGGUGUUGUUAGCUUACAAGGAUGCCCUAUCAAUUAGCUGCCUAAUUUGUACCUCCUCAGGGUGAAGUCAUCUAAUGUACUGUAUGAAUUGCCACAAUAUGGUUUCAUCUCCUCUUGGUUCUAUGUUGUUCUUGCCAUGUGUGUCCAACAUGGUGUAAGGAUGUAUGUUUUUCAGAAUUGUGGGCUGUGCUGCCAUUGUUGAGACUUUGUGAACUGAGUUUUGCUUUUCAGUGUACAAUUAACCGUGUGAGGGAGCCAUGUGAAAUACAAAAUGCUGUUCUUAUAUACUAUAAUCUAGUGAGAUUCUGCUCUCAGGCACAGUGAUGCAUAACCUGAGCAAUUGCAUUGACAUAACCGCUCAGUCUUGAGGCUCCUGACAAGAUGAGCAUUGCCCAAAUUAGAACUGGAGGACUUUUCAAUUGCAAGCAGAGUCUGACCUUGUAGACAGAAUUUUAUAAAACUAGAAAGUGUUGGCUGCUGAACCAGUUCUUUUAUAUUGAAGUGUGAAUUACAUAAUGACAAAAAAUAAUAUAAAUGGAGUAUAAAGCACUUUAAAAAGAGUGGAAACCCAGAGGUGACUGUUUAAAGAGUUUUAUGACCAAAUAAAUGCAAUAUGCUUUUUAAAAACAUUUUGUAUGCUUAUUGUGGUCAUACAUGGCCACAUUUCCAUCAGCUUUAAUUAAAAAAGGAGCUUUGGUUGACUAUGGACAAUUAGUUUAGGCCCAUUAUUGUACAGGCACGGCAAUGCCUUGUAGGUCAGGUGAGGUAUAAAACUGUAUUCCAACAUAAUAAGCUCUUUAACAGUACAGUCUUUUGCAUGUUUCUUCCCCUGUUGUACUGUUCAUUUUCAUUCUCUCUCUCACACACACACUCUCUCUCACAUGAAUAAUGGGGGAAAUCCCUGAAGAAAAGGGAGAAAUUAUGGAAAUAUCUUUGAAAAAGCAGGGUGCAGUGGUGGGGAGGAGAAUACUGAAACAAUCCCUGUAAAAAAUCAGGGAAAAAUAAUAAUGGAAAUAUACCUAAUUCAAAUGCAUGGAAAUAACAGAAAGGUCUUUUUUAAAAGUGUGGGGGAAGGAAUAAUGGAGAAAAUCUUUUUAAAGAGAGAUAUUAAACUCUUUCCCUGCCCAGCACACACAUUGUACUCGUGUAACUUUGCCAUUAUCCACAUCAUCCCAUUUAUUCUGUGUAUGCUCGAGUUUGUGUCUCCUGCUGACAGCUUUUACAAAGUAACUAGCAGACCCGGCGCAUAUGCGCUUUCCUUCCCCUGCUGGCAUUCGCCUUCUCUCACCUUUCCCUCGUUGCCCGCUAGGAGCACUUUCCUUCCCUGCCGGGCGCCUAGCCAGGCUCCUCUCGGUAGCGCAGCUCCCGUUCUUGCCUUUCCCUCUCCACCCACCAGCGUUUUCCCUCCCCACCAGGCAUGGCACGGCUCUGUCGCUCGCCUCCUCUCAACUUUCCGUCCCUGCCGGCCAGCAGUGCUUUCCUUCCCCCACCACCACUUUCUCCCCGCUCCUCCCGGCAGCCAGGCCAGGGCUGCCCUCCUCCUCAGCCCGACGGGCAAAGGCCAUCGGCCAUCCGCUUCCUCCUAACCUUCGCCGCCCGCCCUAACCCUAACCCCCUCGCCACCCACCCCACAACCUUCUGAGCUAGUUUGCUUCUCCCCCUGCCUCUCUGCAAGUGUUCCUUGCAAGAGUUUGGUGGCUCUUGCGAGUUUCCCCCCAUGCAUUCCCCUUCAUCCACGCAUGGACCGUCUUAGUGAAAUAAAUAUUUCAGGGAGGUUUAAUUGUAAACUGCCCUGAGCCAUUUUGGAAGAGCGGUAUAAAAAUCAAAUAAAUAGAUAGAUAGAUAGAUACUUUGUGUCAGUCAGUCUUUAUUACAGUCAGAAACCAGCAAAACAAAACAAUGAAAGAAAAAGAAAAUAUAUUCGUACAAAAUAAUACAACACAACUCUGACCCAAAUAACCUAAACAGAAGCUACUAACUUACAACAAAUGGGUACUCUAUAAGUCACAAAAGAAUGUUUAUUAUUGUGGUGAUUGGCCAAUGGAAGAUGUCAAUAAAAAUAAUUUAGAUCGAGGCACCUCCUCUUAGAGAAUUUCUAAGGGAGGGGCUUUAGAAUGGAGGGAACUGGUUAUAAAUAGAGAUAGCAGUUAACUGAAAAGAUUAGAUAGGACUGGGAUGAGCCAGAGAAAGGAUCUCCAGAGUGGGACUGAGGGUUCGAGUGGGAGAUUAGGUGCGUCGAUUCUUACAUAAGAGGGAAAACCUCUGUCAGUUAAGUGUGACUAAGAGACAUUUAUGCUGUGUUAUACAGCUGGGGAGGCUGUAUUCCAGCAAAGUGUUAAAAGUUAAUGUAAGCUCAUUAUUCCAUAUCAGUCACCUCAGAAACCUGAAAGGAAAACCUCUAUUAGAGAAAUAAAACAAUAAAACCAAUAAUUAACCCCAAAGUAUAUUAUAACCAAAGGCCUUACAAUUGGUUUACUAUCUGUUCAGAAGUUAAUCUGUUACUUUGUUUCAGCAACCAUUACGCAUGUGGCCCUACCUAGUAGAGUAAAAUCACAGAAGCUUGUUGAAAAGAAAAUAAAGCUUAUUUUGGUUUAGAACUUUA